This is a messenger RNA of Prorocentrum cordatum, 6579 nucleotides long. The record is from the annotation of a GenBank genome assembly. NCBI's taxonomy places the organism in Eukaryota, Dinophyceae, Prorocentrales, Prorocentraceae.
AUGGCUGUCGUACCACCUGGUGCAUUGGCGGAGGCUGCUGGCGCUCCCAGAUGUGAUGCUGCCACGGCGCGGUCCACGGACGCCGCCGAGGCCGCUGUACCCUUCGACGCUGAAUCAGUUGCGUUUUAUGACGACAACUUCACUAAGACGGAGGUCUGCGAUAUGUUAGUGCAGCGCGAUUGCGCGAUCCAGGCGUUGGAGGCCGAACUCAGGCUAGAGAAACGACGGAGACUGGCGGUAGAGAGCGACGUGGGGGUGGAGCGAAUUGCUAGGCACCGUGCGGAACUCCAGCUGGCUGGUAUCAGGAAAGAGGUGCAAUUCCGCACUGGGGCGUUCUCACGCGUAGGGGUGCAUGCUGGCUAUACGUUGGCACGCAAGCGACAUUCCGCCCAGUGCUCACAGAUUGGCACAUUGCAAAUGGUAGCUGCUGGUGAGUUGCAUGGGAACGUCGCCGACCCCAAGACGAUCGCGAGAUUCGAGCCCAUGGUCUCAGUGGCAAAGAGAGUACGGAACCAUAUGAUUUACUUCGCGGCUAAAGAGGGACGCACCAACGAUAUCUGCGAGGUGCAUUUGAUAUCAUCCGACGCUACUUCGCACGAGCUCGUCGACAACAGCAAGGCUAGACGUUGCAAUCAGGUCCAUAUGUCAAUCGUCAGCUCCAUUGUCGCAGCGCGCGCCAGCUUCAACCUCGAUGGGAACAUCGACGCGUGGUCGACGAAGAUGGCUGGCGAUUUGCAGAAGGUAUUGCGUGGUAGUGCUGAUGAGCAUCACGGGCUCCUCCUUCGCGACCUCGAAUCCACGAGGUGCCCAACGUGGCGCCAGCGGGUGGCCGAGUCUGCAGAUGCGCCAACGCGCAUGAACACCUGUUUUGGAGCCGAUGUUGGCGGUGAGAACAUUGCGAGCAUCAAGCGUGUGGUUGCCGAGGUCAAGGGCCACCGCAACGUUGCCGUGGGGCUUUUUACUUGCAUUUUUCAUGGCGUUCACUUGAUUUGUAAGGAUGUGCUACGAUACUUGGAGAGCGACUUGGACGAAGCCUUGCAACACAGCCAAAAGUAUGUGUCAGCCCUCGCUACGGUCUCCAACGUUUGGCGAUCUACGGGGAUUGCGAGCGCCAUUCGCCAGUGCGCUGACAACUCGGAUGAGAUCCCUUCGGUUAUCAAAGCUGCGUUCAAGCGAAAGCCUGGGAGGGUGUUGCGUGGACGAUGGGGGUCGGUCGAUGAUAUUGAAUCUUUGUUGAAGUGGGCGAUGCCACAUAUACAGCCAGUCUUCGAGGAGGUUUUCGAGAGAAAGAUCAAGGCAGCUGAGAAAGCAUUGGCGCGGAAGAAGAAGACUGACCCUGGCGAAGACGAGGGCGUUGCUUUCCAGACCGACCAGAAGAAUUACAGGAUUCUGGCUGCGCAGGCUGCGUCCUCUUCGAAGUUCAAAGCUAUCGUCGUUAUUUCCAGCAACGCCAAGCGAGUUUUGCAUCGACUACUGACAUGGGGGCAGAAAGCCGUGAAGGAGCAAAACCAGAGAACAACAGAUGCGAGUGCCAAGGGUGAAACAUAUUUGGGACCUACUGCCAUGUCGAGGCUCGUUUGCACAGAAGCCCAGUCGAUGUGGAAUUCUCUCAAUGAGCAGUUGUUGCCUUCUACUGAGCACGACGUCAAGGAGUGGGGGCUGGUGUUCGAGUUACUUCCUGAAGAAUUGCAUCUGAAGGCCCGGGAUCUGAUCAUGUCUUUACUUCUUUUGGUCGCGACGGCCUUCAGCGUCAGGAUACUGCGCAGAACGCGGAGCGUGCCGCUGAAGCUGUUGAAUCUCCUCGAGGGCGACCCUAGAGAGCCACGCGAUGUGCGGAAAGACAUUGCCUCGGAAUUGCUUGACCUUGAUGAUUGCUGCGUUGGGCGGCCCGACAGCGAUAUAGCGGUCAAGUACAAGCACUUCUACAGGUCCGACUUUGAACUCGUCCAAUCAACGGGAUGUGUACCAGUGGGGUUGUACGGGGCGCUGCUGUUCCUCAGGGCCAAAAUCCCACUUGACAAUCAAGAGCUCGAGGGGUUAGCGUCACUGCUACAGCACAUGUGCAGGUUGGCACCUCGGUCGAGCCAUACCCUCAUUAGCGAUCGUGUUGUCAUUAAGAAAGGUGACCCGAUUUCAGCCAGCGAGUGCGAGAGCUUGCAUGCGCUCGUGCAGGCCGAGUUUCAAUCGCGCGAUCACCACACUCGCUUCAUGCCAGUCGUUGACACGCCGCAGCCGCGCAAGUGUGCAGCGCCAGUCUGUGGUUACUGUCGACCCCUCGAGAACGUGCUGGCAGCGCCUUACGCUUGGUCUAUAUUCGAUCACUACUGGCAAGGUGCUGGGUUUGCUUGGUCGUUCGACGACCCGACAACAGACAGCAGGAAUUCUUUUGUCAUGACGUGGUCUUAUUACCGAAAUGUCUACGUCGCUCGGUGUACAACUACCCGCAUAGAUGGCGACGACACGCGGCGCUGUGUGACCUUGCAUCAGCCCUUUGCCAUCGACGCGCUGACGAACUUCAUAUCCGACGGCUGCGCCAUGUUCGCCAUCACUGCCGAGAGGCGGCCUCGUGCGGCCAUCAAGUUGUAUAGGGCACCCUGCGCAUGGCCUGUCCUGGGCACUGGUUACUACGAGGCCGCGUCGGAGCAGGGAAUCGAGAUCAGGCCGACCAGAGCGCAGCGACCGCCGCGCAGUCUGGCAACCGGCGAGGGAGGUGGGCACGCAGGCGCCGAUGGGGACGACGCUAGUGGUGACCUUGGUGACGCUGGCGCCGACGGGGGCUGCGAGGAUCUUACCUUCGAGGAUUUGGGGUCGAUGCUAGAGGCUUACAUUGACGAGGACGAGCUGGCACUCGGAGACGACGUUGCCACGAUCGCCGACCCCGAGGAGCAGCACUACGACUCUGAUGGCCAUGAGGUUGGAGAUCGUUCUGGAAGUGAUGACGAUGGCCAUUGUGAUUUCGGCGAUGGUGCAGCUAUGGGGCCACUAGGGCCUAAGCCGAUCUAUGAUAUCACCGACUUGGGCGCUGUCGAGCAGUGGCGCGAUAUUCUCGCACAGGCGCGUGAUGCCACGAGAAGCAGAAGAGAACUUCUCAGACAUGCAGAUGCGAAGGCAGCCUCUCAAGCCGAUGCCGAGCUGGUGAAUGGCAAUAUCUCGUUAGUUACCAAAGCCGAUACAACAUCUUUUGUGCAUUGGAGGAAUGGUGCCAUCUUCGGGGGGCGGGUGCUCACCAUCGACCAUCGUGGCCGCAUCGUGGCGUUGCAUUACGCCAAGGACAAGCCUGCUUUCUUUCCCGCGGCUGAGGGCUGGAGCUACCCAAUUAAGGACGCCGGGCAGGUGUGCUCAAAGGGGAAGCCUGGCGAACGGCUGGACAUGCCGCAGUGGUGCUUGCAGAAGCAGCGUCGGCUGCGCCUCCAGCAUUUUUCUGGGCCACAGGACCCAGCGUCGUACGAACAGUGCAUCAUCUGCAGUGCCGCGGUUGCGGUCGGCCUGCCAGAGCACUCCGAGAUGCUGCGGAAAGGGGGCGGCGCAGCGGAGGUCGACCAGGCACUCGCCGAGCUCGGCAUCGAUGUGCAGGCUUCCACCCCCCGAAGCACUGAUCGGACAAUCGCUGACAAGUACGGGCCCAACAAGAGCGACAAGGAGUACGCCAGCCUCAUCGACCAGGACUCCUGCAUCGACGCAGACUACCACUUGCAGCAUUUGGAUUCGAGUGGACGCUUUCGCGUCCAUCGAAAUUGCUUCAACGACAGGGGCGAGAUCGGAUCGCUCAUCGAUCGCCAAAAGUCGGUGGAGAGCGUCGGGGUCUUGGAUACAAAGUCGGCUUGGCUCAUGCAAGACGAAGACGCCAACAAUAGUGAUAGGCUCAGUGCAAUUCCUAGCGCGACGCUCCUGGGCGGGCUGAAGCGCGCGCGGCUUACCGACAAGGGUCGGAAAACCCGCUCCGUCCAGCUGAGCAUCCAAGAGGGCAUGCGCCACUGCAAGCUCUACCGCAGGGGCAUCUACCAACGCCCCGAGUGCUUGGUCUUCCUGAGAGAGCUCGGAAACAAGACCAAUGCGGCGUUCAACAAGAAAGCUCAGGCAUCGAGCUGGACGUACUCUGGUCUCGGGCAGAAGGCGCGGAGGGAGAAACGUUGGGAAAUCGCCAAUGCCACGCCGAACAACUAUCGUGAUUGCCAAUACUUCUACAAUGCUGCCACGACGACCUAUCACGACGAGGAUGCCGUGCACCCCUACCUUCCUGGAGUUCGGCACGAGUUUGCUGGCAAGUCUAUCUGGGAGGAGCUCGACUACAAGAUCCAGAACGAGGUCGACUUCACCCGCAUGCCGCUUGGCCACAUUCACACCGUCUUCAACCUUGCAGCUACGGCGAUGCGGAUCUUCAAGCAGAAGCCGACGCUGAUCGUCGACAUCGUUCUCCUUAUGCUCCCGAAGGCGAAGCGCUACGAGGGUGACAGCACUGCUUGGGGCAAAUGCAAGCUCGCCCCUGAUGGCCUUCCACUACUGGUAGGGGUCAAUGAGGCCAGCUUGAAGGGCUUGUUGGAUGAGAUCGGCACAGACUCGAAGCUGUGCGACGCCCAGAAGUUGGCAGCGAAAAAGGCAGCGAUCAAGCAGCGGAUGCAUAUUGCCACGAAGCGCAAGGCAGCGGAGGCACAUGCGGUUGCAGGGCGAGACGUAGGUGUCGACGCCGACGUCGACGCCACAGGCACAUUCGCCGAUGACAUGUGCGCCACCUUCGCGUACCUCGCGAAGGUCGACGAGAGUGGAAGGCAGUCGGCCAAGAUCGAAGCAUUCUGGAAGAUCACGCUGUAUGCGGCAGCAACUGAUGUGGCGCGCCUGAAGCUCGGGUCGAAGGAUGUGCUGACGGAGGACGCAAAGCUCACUGCGAGACCGAGCGAUUGCGAUGAGGACUUCGUCGUGGCCGCAUCUGCCGACGACGACGACGGCGACAUCGACGCGACCAUGUCGGUUGCCCAGCUGCAACAGAAGAUCGGCGAGCUGAGCAAGCCUGCGGCGACGCUGCUCGGCAUCCUCCAGCAAUCUAACCCUCGCGCCGUCCCCGUCGCGGCCAAUAUAUUGUCUGGCGGUGUGAUGAACUCCGCUAUGAUGGCGCUGCUCCAGCACGUCGUGACGAUCGGAGGUGCGUUCGAUACCGAGGACAACGCGUGCGCUUUCCUCGUCAAGGUUCUGACCGAGGCUGUCUCGGAGAAACUCCCGAGACCCUUCGACGACGUGGCCGAGCUCAUCCAGGCGACGGUGAAUAGCGACAACAUGCCGCUUCUCUCUGGCACGCCCUUCGAAGACAUCAUGAAGCUCAACAUAGACCAGAACUCCAUACUGAUGACCGACAACAUCAUCGCUCUCACCGACUUGACGAACGAGGCCGUUCGGAAUGCGACUGGUGGCCACGUCUUUGUUUUGAACGGGAUCCAGAGGGCGACAGGCAUGAGCUUCCCUGCUUUCUGGCAGCGAGUCUACCAGAAGUGUCUGGAGUUCAACGCGCACUGCAAGACUCACGAUGGCAUCGGCUUUCAGCAGAGCAAGGACAAGCUCUAUGAGGUGUUGAUGUCGAAGUCUCACGCGAAGUUUCUGUGCACCAUCAAGGAGCACGGUAUCCAGAUGCCGCCAGGCUGGAAGAUCAGUGGCAACAUCGACGCGUUCCCUACGCAGCGCCAGAAGGCGGUGGCCGACGUCGUCGAACAGUUCGCGAAGCAAAACCCGUUGUCCCUUGAUGCGUGCGCUAAGCUAGCAGACCCUCUCGGCUCGGUUGUGGCUGGUAUGAAAGGUCAACACCUGCCGCAGGCCGCGGAGCGGCAGGGGCAGGACGUGCAGAUGGUUUCGACUGGCGAUCUUCCUGGCGGCGAGAUCAAAUGGCGCAAAGAGAUCUCGGCGCAGGAGAAGGCAGAAUCCGCAUCGCCGAUCGGCAAGCAGAACAUCGUGAAGCGCUACCUGAUGAGCACCAUCCAAACCCUUCUCAUGAAGAGAGCCGCCAUCGACUACGAUGCGGACAACGUGGACCCAUCGAAUCUCCUCAUCACGCGCGAUUUCGAGGUGGACCCAGAGAACCCGAAGAUCACGUUGCAGCGCGCGGCGGGCGCUGGAACUUGUAAGCUCACUUUCUUCGGGCGCGUGGUGGAAGAGGCAGCCGCGCAGCUUCUCGGCAAGGCCACCGCCGUGCAGAUCGUCGCGGAGACUGAAGGUGACGAGAGUUUCGACAUCGACGGCAAGCUCUACAUCGACAGCGGCAGGUCGGACUGCUGCGUGGCGUUCCUCAUACCGCCCCUGCCUCCCUCAAAGAGCUCAGUUUCGGAAUGCGGGGAGCCGUCGAAGGUGCAGGAGAAACAGAAAAAUGGUAAACAGCCUUUGGUCGCCACCCACCGCAUCGAGUACCGCACCGAGGAACUGGAGGACCCCUUCGGUUGCGUGCACGUCUUCAAGAUGCCCUACUUGGCGGACAUCCCCGAGGAGGUGGCGAUCAAGCAGUCCGAGUUGGGCGCGCUCUAUAGGGAGCGCGCGCCAUUCGACGAUCACAAACCAGAGAGGACGAGUGCCAAGAGCACCAGCUCUUUUUUCACGCGUUGA